Molecule: messenger RNA, 2445 nt
Organism: Myotis davidii
Lineage: Eukaryota; Metazoa; Chordata; Mammalia; Chiroptera; Vespertilionidae
Gene: KCTD18
Product: potassium channel tetramerization domain containing 18
Exons: 6
Coding region: 628-1839 (403 amino acids)
Biological process (GO): protein homooligomerization
Source: RefSeq, a predicted model, not a curated record
UGAGCCAGAGACUGUUCUAUAUGCUUUUCAUAUGUUUUGUCACUUAUUCCUCUGAUAAUCCUUUGAGGUAGGCACCGUCCCUACCUCCGUUCUAUAGAUGAGGAUACAGACAGGGACAACUAGUAUUGCCUGAGGCCCCCGAGCUAGUGCACGGUAGAGCCUCGCAGCCUCAUCCCAUGCCCACUGCGUCCUCUGCAGUCUAGACAGCCCCCUCAGACUUACUGUACUUUAAAAAGAUACGUGAAUAUUGAGGCUCAGAAGCACACCUCGCCCUUGUUUCCUAUAUGACACACAAUGCAUUAUGCUGUUUAAUUCUUUAAACAGUCACCGCCACAGCUAUGAUUUCAUUGGUCAUAGUUUAUUAUUACUUACAGGUUCUUUGAGCCCGAGUUUUCCAGAUUCUCAGCAUAUGUCAGACUUUUUUCAUAGUGUAUAAAGUCCUUCAAUUCAGUAUUGCCAGUGCUGAGGAAUUUAUUUGAAAUCACAGUAAACUGUAUUUAUCUUAUUAUCUAUUGUUGAAAAUGUCAGUGGUGAUUGUCCUUUGUUUUUACAGAGGGGACCGGGACCACCAUUGUUUGCAGUUCCUGAAAGUAUUUCAAGGCACAAAUUCAGGUGUCGGCGGGAGCAAUGGAAGAUCACAAGGAAGAAGAGAUGUUAGACAUUCUUCGACUGAACGUGGGUGGCUGUAUUUACACCGCCAGGCGAGAGUCCCUGUGCCGAUUUAAAGACUCCAUGUUGGCUUCCAUGUUCAGUGGUCGUUUUCCUCUCAAAACAGAUGAGUCAGGGGCUUGUGUUAUUGACCGCGAUGGACACCUGUUUAAAUACCUUUUGGAUUAUCUCCAUGGAGAAGUUCACAUCCCCACAGACGAGCAAACCCGAGUCGCACUACAGGAAGAGGCGGAUUACUUUGGCAUCCCUUAUCCGUACAGCCUGUCUGACCACUUGGCCAAUGAAAUGGAGACAUAUUCUUUAAGGUCAAAUAUAGAACUUAAAAAGGCUUUAACAGACUUCUGUGAUUCAUAUGGUUUAGUUUGCAACAAACCAACAGUUUGGGUUCUCCACUAUCUUAACACAUCCGGUGCAAGCUGUGAGAGUAGAAUUAUUGGUGUAUAUGCCACAAAAAUGGACGGAACAGAUGCUAUUGAUAAGCAGCUGGGAGGAAGAAUUCACAGUAAAAGCAUUUUUAAAAGAGAGGCGGGCAAUAAUGUUCAGUACAUCUGGAGCUAUUACUCAGCAGCAGAACUGAAGAAAAUGAUGGAUGCCUUUGAUGCCUGGGAAGGAAAAGGUGUCAGCUACUGGCGGGUGCCGCACGAGCUGAUAGAAUGCUGGACCCUGGAGGAGCGGCCUUUGCUGGGGAGCCUGCGCCACAUGGCCCCGAUUCGGAAGAGGAGGCUGAUGGCGUUGGAUGAAGGGGAGGAAGGCGUGAACUGUAAGGCUGGUCCUAAACCUGUCAGGUUUUCGGGCCCUUCCACCAGCACCCAAAUCAAGGUCAAGAACUCGGCUUCAGUCCGGGUGUCCCCGUCUCCAGGCGGAAUGCCAGCUCAGCACUCUGCACUGUCUAAGGCCCUGUCCCUGGUGGGCACGGGGUUGCCUGGGCACUCCCCAUCGCAUGGGCCCGGGGGUCCUGAAAAUGGGGCCGCAUCGCCCCCUCCAGCCAAGGUUCUGCUGUGCGACAAGAAGGCCACCCCACCCCGGGUGAUAAAGCUGAAGCGGACUCCACUGUGUGCCACGGGGCCUCCCCCGCCCACCUGCCCAGCAGCGAGCCCUGCGGGGGCCCCGCCACCCCAAGCGCCCACCUUGGAUGUGCGGACUGAGAACAGGCAGGACAAGACCGACUGAAGGGAGCGCUGGGCUCCAGACGCCCUGUUGGCCUCCCCGGGCUGCCACCUGGUGAUGCACACAAGUGACACUGUCGAUGCAGUAGAGGUGACAGCGUCAUGUUUGCAUUCAGGGUAAUUAUGGGGAAAGGAAGUUGCUACAUAAGACUGGAGGAGGGGAGACUUUAGGUGGUUGGGACUACAGUUCCUUUUCAUUUUCCCAACUUUUAAAUGAUUACUUGUCUACAGAUAGUUUGAUUUUCCGGUUUUUAAUGUUUUUUUAAUGGUUGGUUGGUAUUAGGGCGACAAACCAGUACAGCAUCAUCACUAGAGAAGUUUACCUUGUUGCUGAAAUAAUUGUAGGCUGUAGGCACUUUGUAAUGUUUGUCAUAGCAGCCCAGGGGUAGGAGUGAGUCUGGCUGAGGUCCUCCUGCCUUGGACCAGCGAGGGUGCUGCAGGGCUCCCUGAUGGUAGCACAGCCCAGAGAGGCGGAGAGAACGCAGAUCAGGGGAACUUGCCCCAAGCUACUCUCAGUCUCAAAGGCGAAGUGAGAAGAAAGAUGAGGAGGGGGCAGAAGAUAGAGACCACACUUUGACGUUCAUUUAAUUAAACUGUUUUCUUUUCCAGA